Molecule: messenger RNA, 3516 nt
Organism: Lontra canadensis (Northern American river otter)
Lineage: Eukaryota; Metazoa; Chordata; Mammalia; Carnivora; Mustelidae
Gene: ANGEL1
Product: angel homolog 1
Exons: 11
Coding region: 246-2288 (680 amino acids)
Molecular function (GO): 3'-5'-RNA exonuclease activity
Source: RefSeq, a predicted model, not a curated record
GACCUGGCAACAGCAGCCAGCCUCCCACCCUCUUGGUGGCUCUGGCAGGCCCUCUUUUCUCAUAUGUCUGCGGGGGCCGAGCCCAGGCUUGGCUGUGAGUGUGCUGGUGCUGUUGGGCGGGCCUCUCCGUGGUGGUGCAUUUCCCUCCAGGGCAGGAGCAAGCCCAAGGCCCUUAGUCAGGUGACUGUGAAGAGCGGCCACCAUGUUCUUCUCUCAAGGUGGUUGUGCUUCAGCCUUUCAGUGUUAUGAUGUACCCAGCUGGUCCUGGAUCUGGUGACUCCCCAGAGGGCUUCCCAGAGCAACCGAGGCUCCAGCCACAAAUCGGAAAUCACACAGCUCAGACACUAGAUGCUUUCUUCACAUGUCGAAAAAAUGCCCUCCUGGCGAAGAGCUCGUCCACCCAGGUAGAGGGCGACUUUGCCAUGGCCCCUCGGGGGCCCGACCAGGAGGAGUGUGAGGGCCUGCUGCAGCAGUGGCGAGAAGAAGGGUCGAGCCAGGUGCUCUCAACUUCGAGUGAGGGUCCCCUUGUAGAUAAGGGACUAGCCCAGAGCAGCCUGGCGCUCCUGAUGGAUAAUCCUGGAGAACAGGAUGCUGCUUCAGAGGACAAGUGGUCCAGCAGGCAGCUGAGUGACCUGCGGGCAGCAGAGAACCUGGAGGAGCCUUUCCCCGAGGUGCUAGGAGAGGAGCCACUGCCAGAGGUCGAGGGCUCAAUGUGGGCAGCUGUCCCCAUACAGACCGGCCCCCAAUAUGCAGACUGUGCUGUCCUCCCAAUGGGUGCCCUGGCUGCAGAGCAGUGGGAAGAGGACCCUGCAGUGGUGGCCUGGAGCAUAGCACCUGAGCCUUUGCCCCAGGAAGAGGCUCCCAUCUGGCCUUUUGAUGGCCUGGGGCAGUUGCAGCCUCCCCCAAUGGAAAUCCCGUAUCAUGAAAUCUUGUGGCGAGAAUGGGAGGAUUUCUCUGCUCAGCCAGAUGCUCAGGGCCUGGAGGCAGGGGAUGGCCCUCAGUUCCAGUUCACUCUGAUGUCCUAUAACAUCCUGGCCCAGGACCUGAUGCAGCAGAGCUCAGAGCUCUACCUGCAUUGCCACCCGGACAUCCUCAAUUGGAACUAUCGCUUUGCGAAUCUCAUGCAGGAAUUCCAGCACUGGGACCCGGAUAUCCUGUGUCUCCAGGAAGUCCAAGAAGAUCAUUACUGGGAGCAGCUGGAGCCUUCUCUGCGAAUGAUGGGUUUUACCUGUUUCUACAAGAGGAGGACCGGGUGUAAGACAGAUGGCUGUGCUGUCUGCUACAAGCCCACGAGAUUCCGUCUGCUCUGUGCCAGCCCUGUGGAGUACUUCCGGCCUGGCUUGGAGCUCCUCAAUCGGGACAACGUGGGCUUAGUGUUGCUGCUGCAGCCACUAGUCCCAGAAGGCCUGGGGCAAGUCUCGGUGGCCCCCCUCUGUGUGGCAAAUACCCACGUCUUGUACAACCCACGCCGGGGUGAUGUCAAGCUGGCCCAGAUGGCCAUUCUCUUGGCCGAAGUGGACAAAGUAGCCAGGUUGUCUGAUGGUAGCCAUUGCCCCAUCAUCUUGUGCGGGGACCUGAAUUCUGUUCCUGACUCACCUCUCUACAACUUCAUCAGGGACGGAGAGCUCCAGUACCAUGGGAUGCCAGCCUGGAAGGUGUCUGGACAGGAAGACUUCUCCCAUCAGCUUUACCAGAGGAAGCUGCAGGCCCCACUCUGGCCCAGCUCCCUGGGCAUCACUGACUGCUGUCAGUAUUUCUCCUCCUGUCACCCCAAGAGAGCAGAGAGACUGAUGUAUAGCCGAGACUUUCUGCUGCAAUUCCGUUUCUGCGACAUUGCCUGUCAGCGACCAGUGGGACUGGUUCUUAUGGAAGGAGUGACAGAUACUAAGCCAGAGCGACCUGCUGCCUGGGCCCCGUCUGUCCUUGAGGAAGACACUUUGGAGCCUGAGCCUGUCUUCCCCAGGACUGUAGGCACCAUCCAGCACUGCCUUCACCUGACCUCAGUAUAUACUCAUUUCCUGCCCCAGCAUGGCCGCCCAGAGGUCACCACAAUGCCCUUGGGUCUUGGAACAACAGUGGAUUACAUCUUCUUCUCAGCUGAGCCCUGCGAGAAUGGGAACAGAACUGAUCGCAGGCUGUAUCAAGAUGGGACUCUCAAGCUUCUGGGCCGUCUCUCCCUCCUCUCUGAAGAGAUUCUCUGGGCUGCCAACGGCUUACCCAACCCCUUCUGCUCUUCAGACCACCUCUGCCUGCUGGCCAGCUUUGGGAUGGAAGUCACCACCCCAUGAUGGGGUUCCCAGGGGAAGAGAGCUUCUCUUCCAGAAGAGCUCACUGGGUCAGAGACUGUGGAAAUACCCCAUACUUCUGGAAACUUAGAUCCAAGAAAAUUAAGUCCCAUCCCCUCCCCUCCUUUCCCCCAUUUCCCUUUUCCCAUGGUUAGAUUUUCUCCAGGCCUGUCCACGUUCUCUGCCUGUGGUCCCUGCCCCGCCCCAACCUCUUCCUAAUCCUGUGCCACAUACUCAGUGGCCCUGGGAGAGGCAGAAGGGGGGCUCCCCUUUCAUUUCAUGUAUCCAGUGCUCCCCCUUAAUUUUUAAUUACCAGGGUUGCGGGAGCUAUUGAUCUCAUUGGUUAUUUGCUUUCAGGCCGUUUCUUGAUGGUAUCUUCUAACCCAGUCUUCUUUCUGCUUUCAUGACCUCUGGGCCCAGCCCUCUUGCCAGACACACACAUGUGAGGUGUGUAGCGUGCAUGUGUCCUCUCAGGGUGGGACUGCUCUGUAAGGCCGUGCCUGCCUCCUACCAGCCCACUUUCCACACUGGGGCUGUCGGCCUCUUCACAGGUCGAGAGCAUGACCUGGUAGCUGUGUGUUGCCAGGCAGCGGCAGGGGCAUGGGCCCUUCUCCCCUUUUAUCCUCUGUGUCUCAUGAGGUGUUCAUCAUGCCACCCAGGCCAUACUCCUCAUCUGGCCUCGGGGAAUGAAUGGGCCUCAUAGCCUGUAACAGCAGCUUCAGGGAUGCACUACCUGCCCCAGCAGCCUCUGAGCCUCCAACCCAGAGCUCCCACAGCCCUGGCAUGCUUUCCCGAGGGCUCUUCCCUUUUCCCAGGCUGCUGUGAGAGAUGUGCAAGUGUGAAGCCCUGUGUGGGGUCAGUGGAGGACUGAAAUAAGAGUUUGAGGUUUAAAAGGACAAGAAAGAACCUUCAGGAAACUCUUGUCUUACUAUAUUCUGCCCCUCGCAGAACUGGGGGGCUGGGAGGCCUGGUGGGGGUAAGAGCAGGCAGGUUGUGCAGCCACACUUCAGCUGGGACCCAAGACCUCAGGGACUUGUUCUCCUUCCUCUGCACUCCUCGGAAGCUGUUUACUGUUCCUUUCCUCCCACCACUUUUUAUCUCGCUGCUUCCCCCAUUCCUGUCCAUUUUCUCCUAAAACAGCCUGAUGUGUGGCUCAGGCCAGACCCUCUCUGCAGAAGGUGGCCUUGGGCGAAACCUGUCCGAGCAUUCGAGGUAGCAGCGCUGGGUUAGU